AUGGCAUAUCGAGAUGAUCGAGCUGAGGAGCCCUUCCAGCCAUACGAGCCGUAUCACCCUACCGGUGCUGCGGUUCCAUCGCAAAGACCCGCGACAAACCAGUCCUACCUGAGCCAUCGCGUCUCUGCCAUGACGCUUUAUGACGAUAACCCUUAUGAUCCGGCGAUACAUCCCCAGCUUCAAGGCCGCGAAUCCAUGGUUUCGCUCAAUUCUUAUGCCGGUCAUGCGAGCCCACCGCAACCCGAAUUCGACGGACAUUCAUAUGCUCCCGGGUCUGGCUGGACCGGAUCGUUUGGUUAUGCUGGAGCAGGAGGAUCAUACGCGCCCGUAUCGGCAGCUGGACCACCGCCUUCACGGUUCCCAUCGAGAGCUAAUCGCAGGUCUGCCUAUGGCUCGUCUCUUGGACAACCAAUUCCCGAGGAAAGUGUUGAUGACGACGAAGCAUACGACCUGUCAUUGCUUAGAGGCGCAAGUCCAAUGGGCACGUCUACGCGAUAUGACCCGAUAAAAGAAGACGAAUAUGACGAAGUCUCCCCCGGUUUCGACGUGACUGCUGCACUGGGACCGAUGACCUCGCACGAUGAGGAUUUCAUGAAGAAACUUCAGGCGCAGGAAGCUAGUGGAAUGUUAACGGGAGGGCUGGGUCAAGGGUUUCACGCCGAUAUUCAGAUGCGCGAUGCGGAACUCCUGUCGGCAGCGCCUCCGACUGUUCAGCGUAGUAUUUCACGAUCCUUCUCACGGCGUAAAGAAUCUGGGCGAUUUGAGACAAUCCGGCAAAGAGGACAGGACGAAGCCAACCGGAAGGGCGAGGUUAUUGAAGUAAUAUUGGAAGAUGGACCGGGUGCCGACCUGAGCAGUAUGGAGGGACUCAGCACUGUCGCAUCAAAUGACUUUCGCCGAUCGACUUUCCCGACCAAAGAGAGCAAGACAGAAAUAUUCUACCCUCAACCCAACUGGAAGCCACCCACUAUGCGAUGGCCUUAUCUCACGUUAUUAAUCAUACUUUCGACUGGUUUAGGUAUUUCGCAGGAAUAUCUAUACCAGAGAUUCCACAAAGAGCCCAUCGUCAAAUUCAAAUCACCCAAGGAGCUAGACACAUGGUUCUAUUUUGCUGUCAAGUUCCUGCCGACUGUAGUUGCAGUCACGUUCGGCGUUUUCUGGCAGUUUACCGACUUCGAAGUUCGUCGAUUGGAGGCCUUUUACCAAUUGUCUAGACAACAAGGUGCUCUGGCCUCAAGGUCUAUCAACGCCGAUUAUGUCACAAGCUUCAGCUUUUGGCGCCCCUUCCGAGCAAUCAAGCUGGGUCACUAUGCGGUGGCUCUCUCGUCAUUUGCCUCGACAUUGGCCGUUUCCCUUGUGCCCACAUGCGCGGCUGCAUCCAUCAUACUGACACCAAAUCGCCAGGAUCGUAUAGACAAUCCCGGUGAAGACAAGGAGAUUAUUGUGGCAGCGGUCUGGUCUCGGCUCUUGACAGUGACUCUGUUUCUGUGCGCACUGAUGGGGUGCGGCCUGCUGUAUGUACUACAGACGCGACGCUCUGGCUUGCUUGCUGAUGUGAGAGGCAUUGCUGGCUUGGCAAGUAUGGCCGUUGUGAGCCAUGUCCUGAUGGACUUCAAGGAUAUGGAUACGGCCAAGCAUAAAGACAUCCACCUCAAGCUGAAGCGCCGAAGAUAUAUGCUGAGAAACUCUUCUCUGGCACCAUAUGAGGGCACCGCCGCGAAGGUACAGGCGGACAGCGAGCAAGAUGAUGGAACACAUCUCUCCGAGCAUCCUCACCCCCUGAUGUUGCGCCCGAUGGGCUGUAUACCUUUCAUCAUUGGCUUGAUUCUUUUCGUAGUACUGAUUCCCGUCAUCCUCUUUUCGCCUGCGCAGAUAAUCACAGACAAGGCUCCCUGGGUUGUAACUGCGUUGGCCGUCAUUCUUAAGCUGUGUUGGGGCGCCAUGGAGACAUCGGUGCGCAUGAUGGAGCCUUACUAUAUCCUUUCGAAGCGACAUGCGCACUCCAAGACUCUUACACUUGACUACACAGCACUGCCGUUUGCUUAUAUGCCCUUGCGAGCGCUCUUGAAUGGUCACUUUUUGGUUUUCCUGGUCGGAUUUGGCUCCGUCAUGGCCGAGUCUCUAACAAUCCUCGUUACCAGCCUGGCUACGGUGGACGGACAGGACUUUAUUGCCGUAGGAUAUGGCAUAAACAACUACGCCAAAGGGAAAUGGAGGGACAACAAAGACAAGGACAGUGAGCUACUCAACUCUGGGCAGGAAACGAUACGCUCUUUCUACAUCACCCUCGGAGCGACAUUGUUUAUUCUGAUCUACAUGUUUGUCGUUUCAAACAUUGUCUUUUUUCGACGAAGACACCCUUUCCUGCCGCGUCAGCCCAACACGAUUGCGUCAAUUCUUGCUUUUAUCCACCAGAGUAAGAUGCUGUACAACUUUGUGGGGACCUCGAAGCUCAAUAACACUGAGAUGGCGAAGAAGCUAGACGACGGCAAGACGUAUGGGUUGGGAUGGUUCACUGGAAGAGAUGGACAGACGCACUGCGGAGUGGAUCAAGAGGAAUUGACAAGCUCCUACAAGCAUGGCGUGGAUUAUACGACGAUGAACAACCCGUGGAACGCGCAAUGGGACGUGCUGUGA
Fusarium sp. VM40 is the source of this 2637-nucleotide messenger RNA. Lineage: Eukaryota; Fungi; Ascomycota; Sordariomycetes; Hypocreales; Nectriaceae. The record is from the annotation of a GenBank genome assembly.